Molecule: messenger RNA, 3630 nt
Organism: Sinocyclocheilus rhinocerous
Lineage: Eukaryota; Metazoa; Chordata; Actinopteri; Cypriniformes; Cyprinidae
Gene: mapk8ip1a
Product: mitogen-activated protein kinase 8 interacting protein 1a
Exons: 12
Coding region: 973-3240 (755 amino acids)
Biological process (GO): JNK cascade; regulation of JNK cascade
Cellular component (GO): cytoplasm
Molecular function (GO): MAP kinase scaffold activity; JUN kinase binding
Source: RefSeq, a predicted model, not a curated record
AUGAUUUUCUCAUUUGUAUUAAAACAGUGUGCCGUCAGUGCACAUCUGAGCGAACUGCUCAGCAUCCAGCAGUGUGCUGGUGUUUAUCUCAGACUGGCAGUGUAGUAGUGCAAUAGAGCUGCUGUAUGCAGAGCUGAUGUGAAUGGCGUCCUGUGGGAGCUGCGCUAAUGAGGGAAGAGCUCUCAGCUCCUGCCCAGGUCAGCUAAUGUCUGCUCUUAUAGAGCAUAAUGACCAUGGAGAGACUCUUAUCUCUGCCUCUUUGCCCGUUUCUCUCUCGUCAUCCUCCAUCUUCUGCAGAGUCCCGCAAUGAAACGAAUUUCCUCCAAGUCAAUAACACGUUAUCUGCAAUCGCCCCACCGCACAAUGUAAAAUAAGAAGACGCAUGUAUGAUCCGUCAAUAACAUGUUUGUUUUUCCAUUAAUGAAACGCAAGGAGAUCUGAAUCUAAUUAACAGGGUUUAGGAGGAGUUCCUAAUUAACUUUAAUGAUACAAUAUAAAUCACAGACAGCCUUCCAGAUAUUUUCAUCUGUUAUCAAUGCCAUCGAUUCCCAGCAGGCAUCUCUUUGCCGAACCGGCCUGCACUUGUGUGGAGGUGGCAACUUGAGCCGCAUUGAUCUGGACCAUCAAUCACGGGUGGCAGACUCUUUUAGUGGAGACUACGCCUCUCUCUCUCUCUCUCUCUCUCUGCCUCUCUCUCGCUCUCCCUCAUCCACUGAUGACUUUAAUGGCUCCAUUGAAGGACACACGCAGAGCAAGGAGUGUCAGGGGUGUACAGAAGGAUGUUUUCCAGGGGAAGUGAGGACAUCCACUACAGCUUCCCGUGGCUGAUGUAACCCCCCUGAGGACCCUCGUGGAGGACAUUUCUGUGUGGAGUACCGGACUGGUGGUGGAGAAUAAAAGUGGCAUAAUUGUCGACUCCAUCGAUUUCCCCCCCCCAAGAAGGGUCCAGUGGCACCCCGCCCUGCCCCGCAGAUGGUGCUCAGCCUGGCCAUGGACUCCAGAGAGGAUGGGGACAGCUGGAUGGAGGAACAGUGGGAGAAAUGGUUAACCCAUGAUAUCAGUCUGAAUGAAUACGAGGAUGACGACCUGUCAGAAGUGACAGAAAUCACGGAUGAGAACGGAAUCACUCUCAGCCAGCUCGACCUCAAUCCUAAAGAUCACAUGACUCAGCCGACCAAUGGCACGCCGAGGAGCGGCCGGAGAAGGGGGGUGGUGGAGCUGCAGACGGAGAUGCUCCACUUGGACCUGAUUGAUGCAGAAGAGGAGGAAGAGGAGAACGAGAGGCGGCCAGUUGAUGCCGUCGAUGACAACCACAAGGAAGAGCAGGGCGCAGGGCCGCCUGUCACUCAGCCUCAGCUAACGGAUUUCAUCCCUGCCGUCGCCAUGGAUACAUACCGGCCCAAGAGACCCACCACCCUGAAUCUUUUCCCCCAAGUGCCAAGGACUCAGGACACAAUAAAUAACAAUUCCUUUGGUGAGAAAGAACGGAGGAAAGAAAAGAAAACCCAUUCUUCAUCACCACACAUUAAGGGAGAUCCGGCGGCCAAACCUGAGCAGGUUAGCCUGACCGAUGGGGACAAAGUUCAGGCCAGGGUGGACACCAAACCACGGGGCCCUGCCUCCUCCACGAACAAAGCCUCCGCCUUUCACACCAAGAAGAAGGACAAGUUUUCUGAGUCUUUGAACAACCCCAAUGUGGUGGCGCCCCUCACGCAGACGGUCAUGAGGGAAAAAUCCACGGAAGUGACCCUGAUAGAGGGUGUCCUUGACAUGCCGACCAUUUGCAAGGAAAAAGCCCGGUAUCACACCGCCAGCAGCUAUCGGGAACAAGUGCAGUAUCCUGCGGAGAAUGAAGGUACGUGUGACCAGUUGGUCGACAAAAACAAGGACUUUCACAUUUCGGAAGGAAAUGCAACAGAGGAGAUCCACCUCACGCCAGUCAACGGUGAACAAGAGCGACCAUUUCUGUCCCAGAGCAGCGACAGCAACCGCAUGUCCAUUAGUUCGGACACGGAGCUUCCUCCCCUUCACUACUACCCAUCGGCGGGUUGUCCGAACCCCUCCAUUAGCGAGGAGGAUGAGGUGUACCCACCCACGCCCCCAUGCCGAACUGUCAGCCUCAGUGACGCGGGGGACGCAAGUAAGUGGGCUAAAACCCACAAGCCUAAAGUGGCGAAGGAGGACACAGGGAACUUAAAGGCGGUGGCGGUCAGCACGGAUGCUUCAGGACUGACGUAUGACUCAGUUAAGUACACCCUGGUGGUGGAUGAGCAUGCUAAGCUCGAGCUAGUGAGUAUUAAGGACUGCUACAAAGGAUACGAAAGUGACAGUGACAAUACAGUCUACGAGUCUGCUAUCGACGAGGACGAGGAGGAUCAGGAAGUGGAUGAAGAGGAGGAAGAGUCGGGAGGGAGGGGCAUGAGGAGAGACACUUCCUGUUUGUCUGCAGACUCCACCACAGACACCACCUCAGACAUGCCGCGUUCCCGCAAGUUCAUGAACAUCUUUGUGAAUGGACUGUCACGUUUCUCUGGUGCUGAGUUUGGAUUCUUCUCCUGUGUUAUUAAUGGAGAGGAAAGAGAACAGAGCCACAGAGCAGUGUUCAGGUUUAUACCUCGCCAUGAUGAUGAGUUGGAGAUGGAGGCGGAUGACCCCUUAUUGGUUGAGGUGCAGGCCGAGGAUCUUUGGUGCGAGGCCUACAACAUGCGCACUGGAUCCAGAGGCAUCUUCCCUGCAUUUUAUGCCGUCAAGGUGACAAAGGAUGAACUUGUUAAAGAGGUCAAAACUGACUGGAUGGACAAAUUCUGGGUAAAAUUCCUUGGUUCUGUUCAAGUGCCGUAUCACAAAGGGAAUGAUGUGCUUUGUGCCGCCAUGCACAAGAUAGCAUCAAACAGACGAACAACAAUGCAGUUCAGCCCCCCUUCACCUUGCAUUCUGGAAAUCAACACAAGAGGAGUGAAAAUCAUUGUUCAAGAUGACUGUCGGACUUCUGGAAGGGGUGAGAAGUGCUUUCACUUUUUUCAGUUGAAAAACAUCUCCUUCUGUGGGUGCCAUCCGAAAAACAAGAAGUACUUUGGAGUAAUAACGAAACAUCCAGCAUACCAGAGAUUUGCCUGUCAUGUGUUCUUCUCAGAUGAUACAACCACGAAACUGGCUGAAUCUAUAGGGAAAGCUUUUCAGCAGUUCUACAAAGAACAUAUGGAAUAUUCCUGUCCGACAGAAGACAUCUUCCUCGAAUGACCUUCAGUCUGUUCAUAUUUUUCCAUUAUCACAUACUAUAUGAGGUGUCGCAUGAUGGUGGUUUUGAGCCUCUUUGUAACGUGUUAUGUUGAUGAUAUAAUGUUGAUGUCUAUUUUAGACAAAUGUUAAAAUCGAAAACAGAUAUCAGCUACGGCGCAACUACUUUCACAUUGUGCAACUCGAGUAUUACUGACUGGUGUAAAGCCUUACGAAGUUUAAUAACAAAAAAAAUGUUUGAUGUGAAUUGUAAAAAUCAUUUGUGCGAAGUUUGGUUUUGAAUUCAUUCGAAGCACAAUGUUUGAUGGAUGAAACAACAUAAGAUAGAAAGGAGAUCUUAAAACAACUGUAUGUAAGUUUUUUACCUUGAAAUAUCAGUUUCAAAAUCUUCCA